UUAGUCUCCUAGAGUUUCAAUAUUCCUUUACAAACUUUCACAAACAUUUUCACACCUUUCAAACUAUAUACCAUAUACCUUAACAUUUCAAAUAUAUUUUUGUUAAAUUCUUAAUUAGUCUAUCUAUAUAUCUAUAUAGUUUCUUUUGGCAUCAUGAAGAGAGAAAGAGAAAGCAUAACAAUGGCAAAUUGUUUGAUGUUACUUUCUCGUGGAAGUAAUCAAUUUGAAGCCACAUAUUCAUCAAUCUCUUCAAACAAUCGUGUGUUUGAAUGCAAAACAUGUAAUAGGCAAUUUUCUUCAUUUCAAGCACUUGGUGGCCAUAGGGCAAGUCAUAAGAAACCAAGGUUGAUGCAAGAAAAUGGAGAAAAUAUUGAUGGUCAAUUGCUAAAUACACCCCCAAAGCCUAAAACACAUGAGUGUUCUAUUUGUGGGUUAGAGUUUGCAAUAGGACAAGCUUUAGGUGGCCACAUGAGGAGACAUAGAGCUUCAAAUUUGAAUGGAAACAUGAUACACAAUUCUAAUACUAUGAGUUGUAGUAGUGGUAGUCUUGAUUCUUCACAAAAGAUGAAAGUUGUUGGUAACAAGAGAGUUUUUGUUUUGGAUUUGAAUUUGACUCCCUUUGAGAAUGAUUUGGAGUUUUUUAAGAUAGGAAAGACAACUCCUAAUUUGGUUGAUUAUUUGCAUUGAAUGUCUUGAAUACUUUAAUUCAUUGAUUUGAGAGUUAGUUAGUGUAUCAUAUAGAUAUACUUACAAUAAUACUAUUGUUUUUUAUUUUUUUACUUGUAGUCAUGUAUAUACUUUUUUAUUUAUGAAAUAGUCUAUAUACUAUCUAUACCUUUUUGGCUAU
Molecule: messenger RNA, 847 nt
Organism: Cicer arietinum (chickpea)
Lineage: Eukaryota; Viridiplantae; Streptophyta; Magnoliopsida; Fabales; Fabaceae
Product: zinc finger protein ZAT11-like
Source: RefSeq, a predicted model, not a curated record